AUGGGUACUGCCAUUUCUGCUAAUAUUUUGUAUAAUUUUCCUUACAGCGCAAAAUGGCUGCGCAUUUGUUCGGCGCUUUUGCCAAAGGGGAAAACGUUCAAUAAUGUGGCCGACACUUUGUCCUUAGGUUGUUAUACUAUGGGAUUUCAAAGUAUCAUUAAUAUGUUGUGCUACUUGAGUAGUCCUCGUUCUUCACCGCAGAAUUGGGUCAAUUUCAUCUAUAUCCUUUGGAUCUUUAGCGUUGCUAUGUCGUUCUAUAGCUCAUGGGUGAUAUUCUCAUUCGUAUUUACCAAAAGAUUGAGUUUUCAGUUUUCUACGCUCUUGGGAAAUAUCGCGCUUCCCUUUGUCCCGUUAACUGUUGCUGCUGCGACUGGUUCCGUAGUUGUUCAAACCUUCUCGUCUCGUAUGAGCCGCAAGUUUAUUUUGAAUACCAUCGUCACAACCUAUAUUUGUUGGUCAAAUGCCAUUACUGUAGGAUUUUGUGUCAUUGCUGUUAUUUUAUGGAGGCUGAUUUUUUACAAAUAUCCCGAUAGUCCUGUGGUCUUUACCCAGUUUGUCCCCAUUGGUGUUCUUGGUCAAGGUGCUUUUGGAAUCAUUAUGCAGGCACUCAAUGUGAGGAUAUAUGCAGAUUCGUAUCUACAAAAUAUUUCUUUUAUUGGAAUUUAUACCAACUUUUUAAUUAUCAUGUCAGGAUUUGUAUCGCUAUUUCUAAUUUCCUUUGGUUAUUUUCUCACUUUUGUAGCUGUCUUUGCAGUUUUCACUCAUGGAGUGCGACACGAAUUCACAGUGGUCUGGUGGGCUACUACUUUUCCGUUGGGCACUAUGGCCAUCUCCAAUUCGAAACUCGGCGAAAUAGCUCAAUUGACCUUCUUCCGUGUUAUAGGCGCGAUUUACGGUGUUGCGUGCAUCUUAACUACCAUGAUCUGUAUUUUUGGAAGCAUCUAUUUGGGAAUCCAAAAAUAUCGCAUAGAGUUUCUUAAAAAUAAUUUGAAUACUCCAUUACCUACAGCAGUAAAACAUGAGACAGAAAACUCUACCACCUGA
Molecule: messenger RNA, 1044 nt
Organism: Schizosaccharomyces cryophilus OY26
Lineage: Eukaryota; Fungi; Ascomycota; Schizosaccharomycetes; Schizosaccharomycetales; Schizosaccharomycetaceae
Product: C4-dicarboxylate transporter/malic acid transporter
Exons: 2
Coding region: 1-1044 (347 amino acids)
Biological process (GO): sulfite transmembrane transport; transmembrane transport
Cellular component (GO): plasma membrane
Molecular function (GO): sulfite transmembrane transporter activity
Source: RefSeq, a predicted model, not a curated record